This is a messenger RNA of Alternaria ventricosa, 1479 nucleotides long. RefSeq lists its product as uncharacterized. The transcript is spliced from 3 exons. Gene Ontology annotation, molecular function: amino acid transmembrane transporter activity. Gene Ontology annotation, cellular component: vacuolar membrane. Lineage: Eukaryota; Fungi; Ascomycota; Dothideomycetes; Pleosporales; Pleosporaceae. Bases 1 to 1479 code for a protein of 492 amino acids. The record is from RefSeq and is a predicted model, not a curated record. Gene Ontology annotation, biological process: amino acid transmembrane transport.
AUGUCAAUAUUAGGGUCAAAUGUGCGAGACCAGUGCGAGACGAUCGAAAACGGACACCGCGAUCAGAAUGACAGUUAUGACAUGGCACAUGUUGGAGUACCUGAGGCUGCCACUUUACCACCGCACGAUAGCGAGAAGGCCGGCGAGAGCAGCAACGAGGAUGAACGGAGUAACAUCCUCGAUGUUGCAGGACAGGCUAGUCCAGACAGGAAGCUCAACAAAUGGCAGGCGUCGCUGAUCUACAUCACGAAUCAGGUAGGCAUAGGCAUAUUGGGCCUGCCUGCAGCAUUGCAAACUCUCGGGUUGAUCCCAGGAAUUAUCUGCGUUAUCGGGCUAGGCAUCACGGUCAUGUAUACAGCAUACGUUCUACUCCAGUUCUUCAGGAGAUAUCCUUCGGUCUUGAGUUGCGUCGACUGUUUCAGAAUUAUCGGCGGUACCCCUCUAUCUACUAUCGUCGGCAUUGGCUUCGUGCUCAACCAGCUCUUUGCUUGCUCAUCUGCCGUCAUCACAAUGAGCAUCGCGCUUAACAGCAUCUCGGAGCAUGCCAUGUGCACCAUCCUGUUCAUUCUGGUUCCUACUAUCGUUUCUUGCGUUCUGUGUAUGCCCAGGCGCAUGAAGUUCUUGGCAGACUUUGGCAUUCCUUGCACUAUCUCGAUCCUUACUAUCAUCGUCAUGGUUGCACUUGGUAUCGCUGGACCUAAUGGUGCGCCACCAGGAUGGGAAAAAGAGAUCGUGCUAGUUGGUCAUCCUACCUUCGCGCAAGGUUUUACCUCCGUUCUCAACAUCGCUUUCGCGUAUGCCGGCAACCAGGCAUUCGUUACAGUGAUGGCAGAGAUGCAAGAGCCGUCAAAAGACUUCAUGCCUUCGGUGUUCAUUCUGCAGGGCUUCGCAAUUCCCAUGUACACGAUCGUUGGAACAGUCGUUUAUGCGUUGGCUGGAGAAUACACAACCAGUCCAGCGCUCGGCGCAGCACCUAUGAUGAUAGCUAAGAUCGCGUAUGGUCUUCUCCUACCUACGCUACUUGGAACAUCGCUGGUGUUUGGCCAUACAUCGAUCAAAUACAUGUUCAUCGAGUGGCUACGCUUGAUGGACAGAGAGCGCGAGUACAGCCAAAACACCAAGCAGACCUGGGUAAUGUGGCUCGGUAUUGGCGCCACCUUCUGGACUCUUGUAUUCUUUCUCGCAAACGCGAUACCACUCUUCCAUUCGAUCCUUUCUGUGUCCGCCGCGCUAUUUGUCUCUUGGUUUACCUUUGGGAUUUCCGGAGUUAUGUGGCUGUAUCUCAACUGGGGCAUUCAGUUCUGCGAUUGGAAGAAGACGUGUUUGGCCAGUCUGAACUGGACGAUCAUCGCCUUGACUUUGUUCGCGAACGGUGUCGGUCUGUGGGCUUCAAUUGAGCAGCUUGUAGCUGCGUACCAUGAUCCUCUCGUUCCUGUCGAAGGCUCGUUCACAUGCGCUGAUAAUAGAGUUUGGGGAUAG